AUGGCGAGUGGCGGCUCCGGUGUCGCUGAUGCAGCGUGGCUGGAGCCUCCUAAUGAUGGAGCUGAUGCAUGGAUCAAGGACGAGGUGAAAGAGGAGUACGACCCAUCCUGGUACGAGGAUGUGGUGGGCAACGAUGCUCCGAUGGCUGCGGAAGCACAGACCCAGCAUGAAUGGGGCGACGAUGCUCCGAUGGCUGCGGCAGCUCAGACCCAGGGGGAGCAUGAAUGGGUCGAAAUUCCGGUCGCAGAUGGCGACGACUGGGGCCAGGGAGAUGAGUGGCCAUCCCAGCACUACGUGGCGAAGCAGAAGACAUGGAAUGGCUGGCAGCAGAAGCAUCCAUGGAAGCCGGUGAAGAAGGAUCGCGACACGUGGUCGAGCUCGGGGUCUUCCUCGUCGGGCGGCCGCUACGUGAAGGGUGGCUUCGUGGAUUACCACGGGAACUUCCACCC
Symbiodinium sp. CCMP2456 is the source of this 449-nucleotide messenger RNA. NCBI's taxonomy places the organism in Eukaryota, Dinophyceae, Suessiales, Symbiodiniaceae. The record is from the annotation of a GenBank genome assembly.